UGUAAUGGUAAUUGAGAUUACUCAGGUUUGAAUUUUUGUUCUUUGCCAGCACAUUCUGGUUCCCGAAGAAGAUAAUAGUCCUCAAAACAGCUCAUCCGUGCCCUUGGAUACAACUGCUGGCUUCCCGAACUUGAGUCAUGUCAAUGACACUAACAAAUCAGAUCUGAAAACCUUACUCACCACUCUAGCAUCAAAGGUCUGGAUUGGAGAGACUCCCAGCUGUAAUAUGAUAAAUGUAUGCAGAGAAAACCUAAUGGAUGGUGCCAUCCGAGCCUUUGCAAGGAGGAGUUUCAAUCCAGAAGCCAAAUUAAGUGUCAUAUUUAUGGAUGACUUCAUGCAAGCAGAGGGUUCAGUGGACAAGGGGGGCCCUACACGGGGGUUUUUCCGACUGCUUAUGAUAGCUCUCAGAGACAGCACCCUAUUUACAGGGCCACAGAACAGUAAGAACCUGUCCCUGGACAGCCAUGCGUUACGCAGAGGUCUCUACAGAACAUAUGGAGUGAUGAUUGCUGUUGCACUGGUGCAUGGAGGAGUGUUGCCUUCUUGUUUUUCCGAGAGGCUCUACCAAAACCUUUGCUCUACACCUACAUCACCACCCACUCUCGAAGAAGUAGCCGAUCAGGAUUUGCAGUUGAAACUCAAAAAGAUCAGUGAGGCAGUUGAUAUUACAGCAGCUAGAGCUGCCAUUGAGGAAGCUGCAGAGAGCCUGUCCUUGUUGGGGUCCCUGAGGCAUAUCACCACUAUGGAGGGAAGGGACCAGUUGGUUCAGGCUGCCACAAGUUUCUAUGUGGAAGGAAGGACAGAGGAAGCCUUGCAACAUGCUACAGCGGUUGGACCAGAUUUUACUUAUUUUUUGAUAAAAAUGCUUGGACUUGCUGAAGGACUAAACACAAUUGGUCUCCUGGACCUGAUGAAAAUUCACCCCAGCAUCUUCAAGGAUGUUUUCUUCAUCAGAGAGGCCUUUAAAGGCUACAGACUUGAUCUCCCUGUUCAAAGCAAUGCUGUCCCAUCCUGAAAGCAACCAGUGGCGAAAAGAGAAGAGAGUGGAAGGGUACUGGAGAGACUUCCUACUUGAUAUUGAAGAUGGUGUGUUUGAGAUCACAAUGGAACAAAUCCUGGUGUUUGCCUCUGGAGCUGACAGAGUGCCAGCUCUUGGUUUUUCCCCUCACCCAACUCUGACUUUCAUUCAUGAGACAGGGCGGAAGUACCCUGAAGCCAACACCUGCCUUGUAAAUUUGAAACUGCCUAUCCAUGACACUUACGCACAAUUCACAAAGUUCAUGUGUGAGGGAAUUAUUCAAGCUCCCACUUUUGGUCUGGCUUAAAGUCACUGACAGCUAGGGCUGCCACCUCUUAGUCGAUUAGUCCACUAAUCUGUCGUUUUGGUCUUAGUCGACUAAGAUUUCUUUAGUCU
Messenger RNA from Perca flavescens (yellow perch), 1414 nucleotides. Its product is annotated as G2/M phase-specific E3 ubiquitin-protein ligase-like. The transcript has 7 exons. The coding region runs from base 227 to 1015 and encodes 262 amino acids. NCBI's taxonomy places the organism in Eukaryota, Metazoa, Chordata, Actinopteri, Perciformes, Percidae. The record is from RefSeq and is a predicted model, not a curated record. Gene Ontology annotation, molecular function: ubiquitin-protein transferase activity.